Telopea speciosissima is the source of this 958-nucleotide messenger RNA. Its product is annotated as histone H2A.Z-specific chaperone CHZ1-like. The transcript has a single exon. Lineage: Eukaryota; Viridiplantae; Streptophyta; Magnoliopsida; Proteales; Proteaceae. The record is from RefSeq and is a predicted model, not a curated record. Bases 127 to 645 code for a protein of 172 amino acids.
AUGCAAAGCCCUAACAUAACAGCACGAAGUAAAACCCUGCCGGAAGGUUUUUCAGUUCCGUGCCCGGUCCCGCCACAACCCUAGACUUAGUAGCACUCUAUUGAGUGACACCUCAGAGAUAAGAUCAUGGCGGAACUCGUAAAAGAAACUCUGGAAGAAGCUCAUGUGAAGAGAAAAUCUGAUCUUGAAUUACUCGAUGAGGAUGAUAAUCCAAAGAAGAUAAAACCUGAGGUUUCUGGUAAUAAUCCCCCACUCAUUGAAGAAAAAUCUAGCAAAAAUGACUCAGAUGCAGAAGCAAACGGUGGAAACGACGAAGAUGAAUAUGGCGAUGACUCAGACGAUGAAGUUGUAGACGAGAACGGUGAGCAUUCCAACGGAAAAUCUGUGAUUGAUAGUAAGGGUAAAGGAAUAAUGGUCGAAGACAAAGAGAAGGGUAAAUUGAAGGUUGAAAACAGAAGUGAAGAUGAUUCUAGCGACGAUGGAAAUCCCUCCGACGAGGACACUGACCUUUCCGAUGAUCCGCUUGCUGAAGUCGAUCUCGAAAACAUCCUACCUUUAAGGACGCGGAGGCGGGUCGCCCAGCCGGGAGCUUAUAUUGUUAACGAUCUCGGCGAUGAUGAUGACAGUGACGAUAGUGAUGCCUAAUUUGAACAAGGUCAGUUGGUCUGAACCACAUUUUAGGUUUUAAAUUUUGGAGUUCAAGAUGAUAAUUUGGAGAUGGAAGUCUGCUAAUUCAUUGUCUGGAAUACAAUGUAGUAUGACCGAGUACAUGAUAUUGGUCAAUUUAAGCGACAUGUUUAGUUUUGCUUAAAUUGGACCAAUUAAUGACCUAAAUUUACAAUCUUCUGCGCCUUCCCCCUCUUUGUCUCCUCUUUUGCCGUCAAAUGACUCUAUAUAAUACCUCUAUUUGCUUGUCAUGGAAAUGAUUUCUGUCUCCGUCAAGUUGGGAUCAACAUCA